Molecule: messenger RNA, 3026 nt
Organism: Salvelinus fontinalis (brook trout)
Lineage: Eukaryota; Metazoa; Chordata; Actinopteri; Salmoniformes; Salmonidae
Gene: daglb
Product: diacylglycerol lipase, beta
Exons: 15
Coding region: 879-2900 (673 amino acids)
Biological process (GO): lipid metabolic process
Source: RefSeq, a predicted model, not a curated record
UGGUGUAUUGCAGGCGAAAAAACAGAUUGGAAUUUUUCCACAUACAGAUGUUCAUGGGAUUAAUCAACAUAUUCAAUGAUCCGAUUCUAUAUUAUUAGGGCUUUUUAAUAAUUAAAACAAUAUUAAUGUUACAAUCAAGUAUUUUUUGAAUUGUCUUGGCCUAGACCACAAAACAGUGGAAGCAACUGAUAACGAAACGAGAAGCGGAACUUUAUUUUCACAGCACAUCGUUCGACAGGUUUUUUUUAAAUAGACACAAUCACCAGAAGAAAACAAAACACUUCGAGCAGCUUUGUUUGCUUCUGUACUGUACUGGCAGCCUGCUACCUAUAUUCAUUAUAUUGGGGAGUUUUUAUUUUCCUCAGAUAAAUAUGUAAACCCAUGUUGUUGACGAUGGCUUCCAGGAAUAUACCAGGAAUUAAAUGACCGGUGAAGAUGGUGCGCAAUAGCAAUGGUAUCGUCAGCCCACUCCUUGCUAGCUAACGUAGCAAAUCGAAUUCAACGAAGCAAAAUAAAUAAUUGUUUAUUUUUUUAUUUGUACAAAUCUGUGACAUUACAAUUAGAUUGUGAACAAGUGUGCGGUCAUUUAGUUAUACACGGGCUCUUAUUGAGGGGACAUGCUAGCUAGCCAAGAGGUUCUAUCUAAUAGCUAGCAAAGAGCGUUAGCCUACAUUCGACGAAAGCAAAUGGCAACAAAGUAACUACCUUCCCUUUUACGGCAAUAACAGUAAUUUCACGAUCGAAGGUGUUGCGAAAUGGCCAUCUUAAAAAAGCAGUAUUGCUUCUCCGAAAGAUAACAAAUCAGAACGUUGUCAAGUUAGCUAGAUAGGUAAGGUUAUUUCUCUCGUCACUGACUGAUUGUAGUGUAGCUAUUUGUCAUGCCUGGAAUGAUAGCGUUUGGUCGGCGAUGGGGCAUCGCAAGCGACGAUCUGGUCUUCUCCGGCUCUUUUGAGCUGUUCGUCAGGGUUCUAUGGUGGAUCGGGACGCUGGCUCUGUACACUCUCCAUAAGGGGAAGUUUGACUGUUCUGGUGGGAGAGUUCUACACAGCUACCUGGUGGUUUUACUGGUCCUGUUGGCUUUCAUCAUCCUGUCUUUAUGUGCCAUCGUCUACGUCAGCGCUCAAGGGACCAUCACAAACCCGGGCCCGCGACGCUCCAUCCCGGUGCUGGUGUAUGUGCGGGCGAUACUGUAUGUCCCUGAGCUGAUCUGGGCCAUCCUGGGUGCUAUCUGGGUGUCUGAUGACAGCCGGGGCUGUGAGCCUGCUGAGGUGGGGGCCGUCAUUGCUGCAGUGGUCGCCAGUUGGAUCCUGCUGCUGUCCACAGGGGUGGGAGUGCUGUUUGUGUUCGACCCGCUGGGCAGCCGCCUUCCUGGGCCUCCGUCCCAGGAGCAGCUAGGGGUAAGGGACCUGGAGAGCAGUGAGGGCUCCCAGCUCCUGUCCACCGCCCGCUCCGUGGCUGUCAGGGUGUGGGAGAGCAGGCUGAGGCUCCUCUGCUGCUGCCUGCCUCAGGAUGAGAGCCACAGAGCUGCCUUCUCCAGCAUAGCUCAGCUAGUCAGCGGAUUCUUCUCGGAUACAGACCUGGUUCCCAGUGACAUCGCAGUGGGUCUGGCUCUGCUACAUCAGGAGCAGGAUAAGAAGGAGCAGUGUAGGGAUCCAGACGAAGUCCUGCCUCACAGCCCCUCAUCACCUAUCGCGGAGGAUCUUGAGGCAGAGCUGGAGAAGGCAGCCCACUGUAUGCAAUUUGCUAUAGCAGCGUAUGGCUGGCCCAUGUAUGUCUACUCCAACCCACUCACUGGAGCCUGCAAACUCAGUGGGAACUGCUGUAAGACCCAGUCUGCUGAGUAUGACAUUGUCGGAGGAGACAACAUGGGCUGCCAUUUCUCCUCCAUCCUCCACAGCACCGGCCUACAGUACAGAGACUUCAUCUACGUUAGCUUUCACAACCAGAUCUAUGAAAUUCCAUUCUUUGUGGCUCUGGACCAUAAGAGAGAGGCAGUAUUGGUGGCUAUCAGAGGAACACUGUCACUCCGGGAUUUGCUGACUGACCUGUCUGCAGACUGUGAGAACCUCCCAGUAGAGGGAGUGUCAGGAACAUGCUAUGCUCACAAGGGCAUGUCUCAGGCAGCCGGCUACAUCUAUAAGAAGCUCCUCAACGAUGGCAUUCUAAACCAGGCUUUCACCAUCGCACCUGAGUACAAGCUAGUCAUCACAGGCCACAGUCUUGGAGGGGGUACAGCCUCUCUCCUGGCCAUUCUAUUACGUAGCUCCUUCCCCACCCUACAGUGUUAUGCUUUCUCUCCACCAGGGGGACUUAUGAGUAAAGCCCUGGCGGAAUAUUCCAAAGACUUUGUGGUGUCUGUGGUGUUGGGCAAGGACUUGGUGCCAAGGUUGAGUUAUCCCAACAUGGAGGACUUGAAAAGGAGAAUAUUAAAAAUGGUUUCUAAUUGCAAUAAGCCCAAGUACCGUAUCCUACUCCAGGGCUGUUGGUAUGAGUUGUUUGGGGGAGAUCCUGAUGACUUCCCUACUGAGAUGGACAGAAGGGAGGAGGAACUAAGCCAGCCGCUCCUGGGGGAGGAGACACUGAUUCGUGGCUCCUCAUCCUAUCACAGCCUGGCUUCCGAGGACUCUCCGGUACACUGCGCCCACCUGCCACUUUAUUUACCGGGACGUAUACUGCACAUUACAGAGGACGGCCCAUCACGGAGGUCCUGUUUUUCCCAGGUGCGUUACCGGGCGGAGUGGUCCAGUGAGACAGCGUUCCGGAGUGUUCUCAUCAGUCCUAGGAUGAUCGCCGACCACAUGCCUGAUGCUGUACUCCGAUCACUCCACAGUAUGACACAGGACAGACCCUUCAACAUCUGCCCCUCGUCGCUUAGCAACAGCCACCUCAACGUCAUCUGAGUCACACUGCUACACACAUACACACACCUGGACAGAGCGAGCCUGACUGUCUGUUGCAAGGCUGUCCCCAGUCCUUUGGUUCCAGUUUCAUCUCUUCCCACCCCGUCUCAACCCCCCCCCCCCCCC